Messenger RNA from Cladophialophora immunda, 1741 nucleotides. RefSeq lists its product as uncharacterized. NCBI's taxonomy places the organism in Eukaryota, Fungi, Ascomycota, Eurotiomycetes, Chaetothyriales, Herpotrichiellaceae. Bases 318 to 1298 code for a protein of 326 amino acids. Gene Ontology annotation, cellular component: mitochondrion. The transcript is spliced from 3 exons. The record is from RefSeq and is a predicted model, not a curated record.
AGGUACUGACUGGGAUUCGCUACCACAUGCAGUAGCAUGGCAAGGCUCAGGCCUGAUGGAACCGGGCCAAUGUCGGAUCGGUGAACAAUGACCCGAAGGCAGAGUGACUCAAUUCCAGUCCAUCCGCUGCGCGUAAUUGAAAUUCCCAGUCGACGACGAUCUUGCUCAGCAACACGGUCAGCCAGGCGAAGACGAUCUGAAAAAUGUCCAGACGACCCUGCGGGAUCUAUCCCGUCUGCAUCUGAAGCGAGUCGCAGCCGUCCACAACUCACCGUGACGGCUUCAAUGCACGGCGCGCAGGAGCCUCCGCGAUCACGAUGCCUCGCCCGCACCAACCUCUCCUCGAGUCCAAACCCAACGAGGAGCUUUCACAGACGCUGCCUGUCUCCUCGAAGCCUGUCUGCUUCCCCAAGCCUCAGAUUCACCUCCCUUCGGUGAGGAACGUGUCGGUAGAGCAGAAGAACCCCAUGCAAUGGAACACAAUGAAUUUGGGAUUGCGACUGGGCGCAGAUAUCACCUCUGCUGCAAGUGCUUCGGCGUUGAUCGCUCCCAUCAUAACUGUCAUAGACCGAUCCAUAGUUGAGAAAGCUGCGAAUGGCGCGUCCUUCUCGUCUUGCCUCGUGCGCUCCUUGCACCCCGCCAUCACCCGUCCGCAUGCGUUCGUCUUCUCCCGGCCGUUCCUGCUGAUCUUCGCCCUGUAUUUCUCGACCUACACGACAGCCAACACCGUCGACACGUUUCAUUCGACCGUCACGGCAAAGCCGGCGUCCACGGUUUCUUCGGGCGCGACCAAAUUCAUCGCGACCUCCUCGGUGAACAUGAGCGUGUGUGUGUACAAAGAUUCCUGCUUUGCGAGGAUGUUUGGUGGCCCGUCCUCUUCCCCGGCAGCCGCCGUCCCCAAGCUCUCUUACGCCCUCUUUGCCAUGCGGGAUAGUCUGACCAUCUUCGCGUCCUUCAACUUGCCGUCCAUGAUCGCACCACGACUCGCGAACCUGCCCCCCGAGAUCAGGUCGCGGUUUUCUCGCAUUCUCUCCACGGAGUCCGGGAGGGUGAAUACUGCCCAGUUCAUGGCGCCGGCCGCCAUCCAGGUAAUAUCCACCCCGAUUCAUCUGCUCGGCUUGGAUCUGUACAAUAGACAGGGCCGGCUAGGUUUCGGCGAGCGAUAUUCUCGGGUGGUGCGGGAUUGGGGUGUCAGUGCUCUGGCGCGGAUGGGGAGGAUCAUUCCCGCCUUUGGAGUUGGCGGCGUCGUCAAUUCGAAUAUGAGGAAGAGAUUCAUGACGAAGAUCGAAGGAUUAUAAGAACCUUUCCACACCUGCAAUGACUUGGUUACGGCGUUGAGGGUUCUUUCGGGGUCGGUUGUCUGUCAUAAUUCUUUACAUUUCGGCACAAGGUACUCUUGCGAGAGCUAGACAAAAAGUGGGACAUGGCUUUAUUUUACUUCUCGAUAUCCGGUAUUGCGUCUUGUGGAGGCCAGGAUCCUAACGAUGUACUCAGAGUGCUUAUGUGGAUAUGUUGGGCGCAUGGACUGGGCACGCCAUCGAAGAGCCUCGGGCAGGGCUGGACACAUCAGCGGAUGUGGGUUGCGGACUUCAUUUGCGGAUAUGAACCGUUUGCGAGGCCAUCAAGGCGAAGAUUUCGCCUUACAAUGAAGGAAGCUUUCCUUCUUUCCCGCUGGAGUUACUUCACUCUAGAUGCACCCUUCGCUUCCGCCCAUACGUUUCCUUCCCACACUAAGCGCCAU